Molecule: messenger RNA, 1764 nt
Organism: Eutrema salsugineum
Lineage: Eukaryota; Viridiplantae; Streptophyta; Magnoliopsida; Brassicales; Brassicaceae
Exons: 5
Coding region: 1-1764 (587 amino acids)
Molecular function (GO): nucleic acid binding; zinc ion binding
Source: RefSeq, a predicted model, not a curated record
AUGGCUAAGUCUGAAGCAUCCAGGAUAGCGGCUAUAUGUAAUGCAGAGAAAUGCAAUUGGAGAGUUUUCAUAUCGGUGGAGGUGCCUUUGAACAAGUGGAUGGUGAAAGUUUGUCACAAUGAGCACAACCAUGAAAAAACCAGUCGAGUGUCUAUGCUUAAACAAGGUGUGAUAGCAGGGUUGUUUAGAGAAGAAAUAAGAAGGAAUAUCAAUUUGCCCGCAGCUCAGAUAAAGGACACAAUCAAAGAAAGGUAUAAUAUUGUUGUUCCUAUGUCAAAGUGCUAUAGAGGGAGGCAGAUAGCUUUAGAUACAAUACUGCAAGCUCAAUCAAUCCAAUUCAGUAAGUUAUGGGAUUACCAAGCUGAGCUGACACGGAAACAUCCAGACAUCACCACAGAAUUUUCCACGCAGCCUGGAGGACAGAUGUUUGACUGUUUCUACAUCUGUUUUAAGGAAUUUGCUCGGUCAUGGAAGAAUAAUUGUAGACCGGUUAUAGGUUUAGACGGGUGCUUCUUGAAGUGGGAGUUAUGUGGCGAUGUCCUUGCAGCUGUUGGUAGAGAUGCGGACAACAGAAUGUAUCCAAUUGCAUGGGCAGUGGUUCGUGGUGAAAACAAGGACACUUGGGGUUGGUUUAUUAGGAGAAUCAAAGCAGACCUUGACUUGGGCGUUGGCGAUGGGUUAACUAUCAUUUCUGAUAAGCAAAAGGGACUUGUUUUAGCCGUCGGAGCAGAGCUUCCUAAUGCAGAGCAUCGUAUGUGUGCACGGCAUAUAUAUGCCAAUUGGAGGAAGACUUUCUCAAGAGCUUUCUUCUCUAUAGAGUCACGCUGCCAUGAUGUGCACAACAAUUUAUCCGAAGCUUUCAACAGAACAAUCAAGAUAGCUAGAUCAAAGCCUGUCCUUAGCUUGUUGGAGGAUAUUAGAAGACAAGCAAUGAGAAGGAUCUCAAGGAGGCAACUAAAGGCAGCUAAAGUUAACACAAUACUCACACCAAUCACUAUGGGAAUAUUGGAGAAAGCACGGGUGGACAACAAAUACUGCUCAACACUCCGUAGUAGUUCCACUGAGUAUGAGGUUCAAGAAUUUGACAACAGCUACACCGUUCUCACAAGUAGCCACCAGUGUGCUUGUAGACGUUGGGAUCUAAUUGGUAUUCCUUGUCAUCAUGCAAUAUGUGUUCUUGAUGACAAUCAAGAAUCGCCUGUCAACUACGUGUCUCCAUAUUAUUCUACAAGCCUCAUGCAAGCCACCUACGCUCAUAACAUUAAACCUAUGAAUGGUGAAAAGCUGUGGCCAAAGGUACAUAAGCCUCCAAUCCUGAUUCCAGAAUUUCGCAAGCCGCGAGGGAGACCUCCCACCCGUGAUAGAAGAAAGGAACCUUUUGAAGACCUCCAAAACAAGGGCAAAGUAACCAGACAUGGGAGGACAAUGCAUUGUAGCAACUGUGGUGAGGCUGGACAUAUUAAAAGUGGAUGUAAAAACGAGAAAGUUGUUGUCGAGGGACCUAAAAACAGAAGAGGCAGACCUCGUAAGAAUCCAGCUGAUGUUGUUCCUAAAAGGCCUACAAAACCAAGGAAAAAGAGGAAGACUGAUGAAGCUGUUUCAAGCUCACAGCCAGUGCAGCAAGUAGAAGCAAUUGACUCAUAUCCUGCUGCAUCUACAGCUCCUGAACCAUCAGUCGCUGCAAAACCAAAAAAAACCCGAGUGAAGAAGCCUAGCCGAGAACAUUCCAAGCGUUACCUCAACAUUGAUGAGUCCUUUCACUGA